UACAACUUGCUCUCCUCGGACAACCUUCAGCCAAUACAGCUUUCUUGCCCCGCUCUCCACCCCAUUCUUCGCCGGCGCCCUUUCGCUCUCCGUCCCUCGGGUUAUCAUAUCGCCCUCGUCCGCCGUCAAAUUUAGGUCGAGUUCCAGGUCCCGUUCACGUCUCGUCAAAAUGACGGAGCCCAUAGCACACACGCCCUCCCCUCAACCCGACCUUAAUCGGAACCGACUCCCCACCCUGUUCGAGGUCCUCAGCAGGCGGACGCUUCCGCCCGUCGAUCUGUUCUCUUUCUAUAUUUAUAUGAGAGACCAGCAGCGCUCUGUUGACUACCUCGAUUUCUGGCUCGAUGUCGCCCAACACAUGUCACUAUGCCGUCACUAUGUUCGCGAAUUGCGACGUUCCGUCCUUGUUGGUACGCCUGAGCCCGACCGAAGCUCCAAACGAUCAUCCGCCAUUCUUGAGAGCAUGGGAGAUUUGAACCCCGUCGCAGGACCGUCAAUGUGGGCGUCAGAGAAGGAGAAGGAUCAAGAUGCGCAAAUGUCUGCCUUCCUGCGCGAGGAUCGAUCGAUCACUCAGGAGUCCCCGCAAAGCAGCACCGACCGCCGUGGUCGUCCGAGCAACCUGAGCAACCAGCGAGAACUCACUACCGACUCGAAUUCCCCAGCGCAUGCCGUAGCGCGCGACGAUAUCAGAGCCUCGGCCGAGAAGAUUCUUUACACCUUUCUCCUUCCCGGCGCAGAACGCGAGAUCACUCUUCCGGGUUCCAUCACUUCGGAUGUCACAACUGCUAUCGAGGAUUAUGGACGCGAUGACCCGGAGGUGUUUGACGUGGCUAAGGAUUAUGUGUUUCAGGCCAUGGAGAGGGACGCGUUCCCCGGCUUCCUUAGGAUGAAGGCCCUCGGAAACCUCAUCCCCCCCACAUUGAUGCUGCGCCUCAUGAUCGGUCUUGUGGCUAUGUUCGGUGGCUUCUGGACUGCCUUCACUUUGAUCUUCCUGAACGAAUCUCGCCAAACAAGGUGUUGGGUUAUCCUGCCUUUCACCAUUGGAGUUUACUGUCUCUGUUCAUAUCAGUACUCACUCGACCCCAUUCUCGCACUUGUCGGACUCAGUGAAUAUACCCCUUUCAACUUCUCCCGAGUUCGGGAGCCAUACGUCCGAAAACUCCUCGCUCAGAGAUCUAUGGUGGUUCUCGCCGUCACUGCCGUUGUAGACGCCGCGCUAUGCGUCUUGUUCAUUCUCGUACCAGGAAAACGACUAUGAUCUGGUACACACGAGAUCACGCGGUAAUGGGCGGUUUUCUUUUCGGCGUUUUGGUUUGCUUAAUUUAUUGCCAUAAUACCCAUGGGAGCUAGGACGGCACGGAAAAUGGGACAAUUGGCUUCCCCUGUUCUCGACAAUGCCACGCCGUGUAAUUUUUUCUUUGUACUGACGACGACCGGUUACCACUCUUAAUUCAGGCGUGGAUGUCGAUAAUCUGGUUUC
Molecule: messenger RNA, 1480 nt
Organism: Neurospora hispaniola
Lineage: Eukaryota; Fungi; Ascomycota; Sordariomycetes; Sordariales; Sordariaceae
Product: RGS domain-containing protein
Exons: 3
Coding region: 170-1258 (362 amino acids)
Biological process (GO): intracellular protein localization
Cellular component (GO): plasma membrane
Source: RefSeq, a predicted model, not a curated record